This is a messenger RNA of Juglans microcarpa x Juglans regia, 447 nucleotides long. RefSeq lists its product as uncharacterized. Lineage: Eukaryota; Viridiplantae; Streptophyta; Magnoliopsida; Fagales; Juglandaceae. Bases 1 to 447 code for a protein of 148 amino acids. The transcript has 2 exons. The record is from RefSeq and is a predicted model, not a curated record.
AUGGCCAUAGGAGCAUCUAUCAGAUGUGGUCAGAUCGGCCAUAUGAUCUGGGAUUGUCUACAGAUUACGCAUGGAGGAGCGUCAACGCCAAGCGCUAAACCCAAGAUUGUUGCGAAAGCCAAGGUUUAUGCUAUUACACCAGGAGAGGUAGACCUAGAAGCUGAUGAGACGGCAGAUGCGGGAGUGAUUACUGGAGCAUCAAGGUCUUUUAUCUCUAGUAGAUGCGUGCGACAGUGUGAGCUCAAGGCUGAGCCAAUGUCUCAAAAAGUUUUAGUAGCUAUUUCAGAUGGGAAAGUAAUUAGUUGCACAAGUGUAGUUAAGAAUUGCCUGUUGGAAAUCGCAAACUUAGUUUUGAUCGCGGAUUUGAUUGUCUUCCAUUUGAUAGAAUUUGACCUACUCCUAGGAAAGCAAUGGUUGUCUAGGCAUUAUGCGAAGAUAGACUGUUGA